Molecule: messenger RNA, 4922 nt
Organism: Marmota flaviventris (yellow-bellied marmot)
Lineage: Eukaryota; Metazoa; Chordata; Mammalia; Rodentia; Sciuridae
Gene: Lpar5
Product: lysophosphatidic acid receptor 5
Biological process (GO): G protein-coupled receptor signaling pathway; behavioral response to pain
Cellular component (GO): membrane
Molecular function (GO): G protein-coupled receptor activity
Source: RefSeq, a predicted model, not a curated record
AAAUAAAAGUAUUAUGUAAAAAAAUUUAACUUGUCAAUUUUAACAUUGCUGUUACUUCUGAAAUAAAUGUGAUAUUCUGGUUUAAAAAAAAAGAAAAUGAAGGGGAAAAAGUAAAAAAAAAAAGAUAGCUAAAAGGGUGAGAGUUGAAGGGGCUGUGGGUGUGGUGAGCACUUACUUAGCAUGUGUGAGGCCCUGGGUCCCCAGCACUGGUGUCAGGGAAAGGGGGGCUGAAGCCAAUGGUACACACUAACAGCAAGAGCAAGGUGAGGGAGGCUGAAAACCUUCAGGAGAUUGUCUAGAAGAGGACCUGCCAGGCCUAAAGUAAGAAUAAGAUGCACAUGGGGCACAGGUCAUCAGGGGCUGAACCUGUUGCAGUGACUUUUUGGCUGGGAUUUAUUAUCUUCCACUCUUGAAAGCAGGGUGGAGGGAGAUGUGCAGGUGGUGUGGUGUCAUCCACAUAUCAGGGAAACUAAUUGAACUUUGGGCUGCCUUUGCUUUCUGCCUUUUCCCAGGAGAAUGUUUGGAGAGAUUAGUGUCUCUAAGUUGCUUAAGUUCUCUCUAAGUUGCCAAGGCUGGCACCCAGGAAGGGAGAAGACAUGGCUAAGGAUGAUGUUGGAAAGGCUGAAGGAGAAAGGCUAUUGUGGGAUGGGGUGUGGUAGAAGAGACUGGAAUAGGAAGUUUGGCUGAGGAAAUGGGGAGGAGGGAAGACAGUGAUAAGACAACACCACUCCAGCCUGAGCCCAAGAGACCCCACUUUUAGGCAAGAUUGUGAUCUCUGAGGCAGAAAGGAGCCUCCUCACUCAUCUUGGAGCUCAGACUAUCUCCAUAUCCCAGGCCUUCCCAUCUCAUUCCUACUACACCUGAGACCCAAGAUAAACUGAUAAACAGGAUUUGUUUGUACUCCCAAAGAAGUCACGGGACCAAGAUUUUCACAAAGAUGUAAGACUGGGUGAAGCUUCUGAAGGCUCAGACCAGCUGGAUCUGUUUGCAGAGACUGAAUAUACUAAUGCGAAGGGAUGUUUAUAAUUAACCCUGUCUGAGAGGAAAGUGUGCACCCGCCCCCAACACUGCCUGAACACAGAAGCAAGGAAGUGGGUCUAGCUAAUUUAACUAGCAGGUUAGAACUUUUACCAAAGGGGUAUUUCCUGUGUCUGUAUGAAACACCGGUUGGGUGUUUAAAGAGGUUGGAGCUAUCCCAGAGCUGAUCUUAAGGGACAAGGAGAGUCCUUUUCAAACUUUUGACCUGGGGAGAAGGCAGAAGGAUAUGAAUAAAAACAGAAGGCAAAGAGAGAACAAGGCAUUUGGUGCAUGCGCGGGAGGGCCAGGGGGAACAGCACAGAGAUGGUGCCACACAGAAGUUGGACAUUGAAGAGAAAAUAGCCCUGCCCUUCUGGCUUAUCUCAGCCAAGAGCAGCACCCAGCCCAGCUCAGAGGGCAAUGGGACAGAUCCCAGAGGCCCUGAGGAGGUAAUAAACCUGGACCCUGAAGGUGCAGAAAGGAAGCUGAAGGACAGAUGCCGUGAGCAGCAGGUGGCGGCACAUGCUCUGGUCUCCAUUGCUGAUGAGGCUGUGACUAAAAGCUUCCAAUCCUUUACAGCCAUCGGACCCUGCAGCCAUAGCACAUAUUUCCAUGACCUGCUUCUCCUUGCUUUUGGUCGGUCUCUGCACAGCCUCCAGGUCCCUGUACAACCUCCAGGCUGCCACCCUGGAGGUAAAAGGGAUGCCUGGAUCUUGAUGUGUCUCAUGAUGUAUCCAGCCUAGCUCCCCCUCCCACUUUUUCACGAUGUUGACCAACUCCUCCCUGUUGGCCAACUGCUCUGCCAACGCCUCUUCUACCAACAGCUCUAUUCCUCCGUGCCCUGACUAUAGGGCCACCCAUCGCCUGCACAUGGUGGUCUACAGCUUGGUGCUGGCGGCCGGGCUCCCCCUUAAUGCGCUGGCCAUCUGGAUCUUCUUGCGCGUUCUGCGCGUACACUCGGUGGUGAGUGUGUACAUGUGCAAUCUGGCAGCCAGCGACUUGCUUUUCACCCUCUCACUGCCCGUGCGCAUCUCCUACUACGCACUGCACUACUGGCCCUUCCCCGACCUCCUGUGUCAGACGUCGGGCGCUAUCUUCCAGAUGAACAUGUAUGGCAGCUGCAUCUUCUUGAUGCUCAUCAACUUGGACCGCUAUGCAGCCAUCGUGCACCCCCUGCGUCUACGUCAUAUGCGGCGGUCCCGCGUGGCGAGGCGGCUCUGUCUGGGUGUGUGGGCACUCAUCUUGGUGUUUGCUGUGCCCGCCGCCCGCGUGCACAGGCCCUCGCCUUGCAGCUACCGGGGCAUCGAGGUACGUCUGUGCUUCGAAAGCUUCAGUGAUGAGCUAUGGAAGGGCCGGCUGCUGCCCCUUGUGCUGCUGGCCGAGGCCCUGGGCUUUCUGUUGCCCCUGGCAGCCGUCCUCUAUUCAUCUGGGCGGGUCUUUUGGACUCUAGCGCGGCCGGACGCCACGCAGAGCCAACGGAGGCGGAAAACCGUGCGCCUUCUGCUGGCCAACCUCGUCAUCUUCCUGCUGUGCUUCGUGCCCUACAACUCCACUCUGGCUGUCUAUGGGCUGCUGCGGGGCAACCUGGUGGUGGCCAGCCAGGAGGCCCGCGAUCAAGUGCGCGGGGUGUUGAUGGUAAUGGUGCUGCUGGCCGGCGCCAACUGCGUGCUGGACCCGCUGGUGUACUACUUCAGCGCCGAGGGUUUCCGUAACACCCUGCGUGGCCUGGGUACUCCACUCCAGGCCCGGACCUUGGCCACCAAUGGGGAUAGAGGAGCGAGUGCAGAAAGAUCCUCAGAGGCCAUCCACACCACUGGAGUGGAUGCCACCAGUCAGGAGCUACUCCAGCCACCUAAACCCAGAAUGCCCUUCACCGAGUGUCCCCAGGAUUCCACCCUCUGAACGCAUAUCGCGCAAUAGUGCAGUCUGGUACCUCUCUCAUAGGCUUCUGGAUCCAUGUCCAUGAGGGAGGUGCACUGAGCGCUUGGAUUUCAGAGUGGAACUCCAGUUCUUGAAUGCAGAUGAGAACAAAGUGUGGAAACAAGGUCACAGGAAAGAAAGAUUGUUACUAGCCAUGGCUUCUUUAAGUUGGUGGUAGUAGGCAAAGGACUCUUUCUCCAAUCGGUGGGAAGUGAUGCAAUGAACCUGACCACAGCUAAGAGCUGAUAGAUGGAAAGGAAAGUGGAUACCCUGGAUUUUGCCACAGGACCACAGGGCCAAGAGCUGAAGAGCCCCAAACCUUGGUAGAUCAAGCUACUGAGAAGUUGGUGCCAUCUGUUGAGUUCUGUGCUGAUCUCAGGGCCAUGGACACCACCAUUCUCACUUCCACCUGGCCUCCUGCUACUUAGCAGGAAGCGUACAAGUGUUUAUUUGAUAUGGAGAGAACUGGGUUCCUUAUUAUUGAUUUCUAAUGGUUUCAGCUAGGACACCCAACAUGGGAUGGUAGGGGCAGGCAAAACUGUGAAUUAAAUUGUGAUACACACUGCCCCCCUCCCCAAAAUCCUAGUUUUUGUCCCUUGUCUAGGUCAUCGCUUCUCCUGCCAUCGUUUUUAGGGCCUCCUCCUUUCUAGGUCCUUAAUAUCAUCUCUGUCUUCCUGCUUUGUCAAAAGAAAGGAGAAUAGUCUUUGUAUUAAAGCAUUGGUUCUCAAACUUCUUGGUCUCAGAUCCCUUUACACUCAUAGAAAUUGAGGACCCCAAGAGCUUUUGCUUAUUCUUUGUUGUUUUAAUAUUUACUGUAAUGGGAAUUAAAGCUAAUAAGUUUUUAAAACAGAAAUACACAAGCACAUAAUCUAUUAGCCAUGAGAGUGGUAACGUCAUCACAUUUCUUGAAGCCUCUGGAAAACUACAUUGUAUACUGGUGAAGAGAGUGAAAAACAUAAAUAAUAUCUUAGUAGUAUUAUGAAGAUAAUUUUGACUUCAUGGACUUCCUCAAAGAACUGGUCCCUGGAUCACACUUUGAGAACCAUACUUGUACUAAGGUAUUAGAGUUCACAUUACCAUCUUCCCAGGGCAUUAUAUAAUAGUUUUUUGUUUGUUUGUUUUGUUUUGUUUUUAUGACUGUAAGGAGUGUGGUGCUCAACAAAUUAAUUGCUAAUAAUAGUGCUUAAGGCUUGGGGCUUCCUGGAGGCAGGCAGGAGUUUGUACACCAAAUGGAAUACCACCUUGGGCUUAUAAAGGCAGCAGCCUUGGGGGGUCAGGGGUGGAAUCAGACACACACACACUCCGGAGGAGAGGGUGAGACGUCUCUAGUGGUUAGAAAGGAACUGUGCCAUAGCCAGGAGAGAACAGUAUACAGGGAAGUAAGAGUGAGAUGAGAGGACAGGAAUAGCCCGACUGUUCUUAGCAAACUAAAUGGUUUCCUUCCGUCUUGAUCCAGGUAGGGGGCUGGGAGGGCUGCAGAGUUAGCACCUUGACAUCUUUAGACCUUGGCAGUAAGAGUUGUUGCUAUGUGUGUCCAGUAUGCAUUUCCAUCCCUAUGUCUCAGUACUGUAUUUUUCUCUCCCUCUCUCUGUAUGUGUGUGUGUGUGUGUGGGGGGGGGGAGUGUGUGUGAGACAGUGUUAGGGUUUUCCUGUAUCUGUGUUUCGAGUUCAGAGUCAGUCUUUUGUGUGUCUUUAUGUGAGCUCUCCAGUUGGUGAUUUACAGGGGUAAAAUGACCUCUGGUGGCCAAACCAGGUAACUGACCCAGAUUUCUCAAGAUAGCCUUGAAGUCCCAGCCUUCAUCUGGGUAGAGGUUAGAGCCCAGGACCAGCUCCUUACCCAGUUGCUCUUAAGGCUUGUUUGUUAGCAUCCACCCCAUCUGGCUUCACCUUCAGAAUUCCAGACCUGUUUGUGCCUGUCCUGAUCUGAAGGCACAAGCCUCACCAAAUCUCUUAGUCCAACUCUGAGAACUUUAACACAAACUGAA